Molecule: messenger RNA, 1356 nt
Organism: Drosophila guanche
Lineage: Eukaryota; Metazoa; Arthropoda; Insecta; Diptera; Drosophilidae
Product: gustatory receptor for sugar taste 64c-like
Exons: 5
Coding region: 70-1332 (420 amino acids)
Biological process (GO): detection of chemical stimulus involved in sensory perception of taste; sensory perception of sweet taste
Cellular component (GO): membrane
Molecular function (GO): sweet taste receptor activity
Source: RefSeq, a predicted model, not a curated record
AAUGCUACCGCCCACUUGUUUGUGGUCCUGGGACACGCUCUAAAUCAUUUUCCACUCAACAGCGAAGCCAUGAAGCAGGUCGCGACCAGGAGUAGGGAUAAAAACACGCUUCAGCAUGCCAUUGGACCAUUCCUGGUGGUGGCACAGUUCUUUGGUGUAAUGCCAGUGUCUGGGAUCUGGCCAAGCUCACCCGCGAAGAUGGUGCGCUUUCGCUGGUUCUCCCUGUCUUUUAUUGCAGCCAUUGUGAUAUUCGCCUUCUCCAUUAUGGACUGCGGGCUGUCCUCCAAAGUGGUGCUCGAUUAUGGCCUAAAGAUCUAUACCAUAGGUUCCCUCAGCUUCAGCGUGAUUUGCAUCUUCUGUAUUGGAGUCUUUCUGCAGGUGUCCCGCCGCUGGCCGCAUCUCAUCCAACGAACAGCGGAAUGCGAGCAGAUCUUCAUGCAGCCCGACUACGAAUGCUGCUUUGGCCGUGAGUUUAGUCGUCGCCUGCGACUCUGGGGAGUGAUUCUGCUCGUGUCCGCCUUCUGCGAGCACUCAACCUACGUGGGCAGCGCCCUGUACAACAAUCAUCUGCAGAUUGUCGAGUGCAAGCUGAAUGUGAAUUUUUGGUUGAACUACUUUCAGCGCGAGUGCCAGCAGCUCUUUCUAGUGCUUCAGUUUUCCUCUUGGUGGAUACCCUUCAUAGAGUGGACCACCCUCUCGAUGACCUUUGUGUGGAACUUUGUGGAUAUCUUUCUCAUUCUGAACUUUCGGGCAUUGCAGAUGCGCUUCCAGCAGAUGCACUGGCGCAUCCGCCAGAAUGCCUUUCAGCGUAUGCCAAACGAAUUCUGGCAGAGUGUGCGUGGCGAUUUGUUGGAUCUGAAUGAUCUGCUCAGCCUCAACGACAAGGAAUUAUCGGGACUUAUAGUCCUCUCCUGUGCCCACAACAUGUACUUUGUGUGUGUGCAGGUAUAUCACAGUUUUCAAUCGAAGGGAAACUAUGUGGAUGAGCUGUACUUCUGGUUCAGCCUGCUGUAUGUCAUUUUGCGGGUCUUAAACAUGAUGUUUGCUGCCUCUUCCAUACCGCAGGAGGCCAAGGCCAUAUCGGACACGGUCUACGAAAUACCCACGGAAUUUUGGAGCGUGGAACUGAGGCGCCUAAAUGAGAUUUUGAUCUCGGAGAAGUUCUCUCUCAGCGGCAAGGGCUACUUUUUUCUUACACGACGGCUAAUAUUUGCAAUGGUUGGCACCUUAAUGGUUUACGAGCUGGUGCUGAUAAAUCAAAUGGCUGGAACUGUGACCCAGAAGAGUUUCUGUGACGGCGGUGUGGGCUCCUCCAAGAGCGUAUUUGCCUAAUCGGCUGCCUGUCUGUUUUGUUUG